This is a messenger RNA of Procambarus clarkii (red swamp crayfish), 1890 nucleotides long. NCBI's taxonomy places the organism in Eukaryota, Metazoa, Arthropoda, Malacostraca, Decapoda, Cambaridae. The record is from RefSeq and is a predicted model, not a curated record.
AUGCUGCCUCCAGCUACGGGGACGCCUGGAACUUUGCCUCCAGCUACGGGGACGCCUGGAACUUUGCCUCCAGCUACGGGGACGCCUGGAACUUUGCCUCCAGCUACGGGGACGCCUGGAACUUUGCCUCCAGCUACGGGGACGCCUGGAACUUUGCCUCCAGCUACGGGGACGCCUGGAACUUUGCCUCCAGCUACGGGGACGCCUGGAACUUUGCCUCCAGCUACGGGGACGCCUGGAACUUUGCCUCCAGCUACGGGGACGCCUGGAACUUUGCCUCCAGCUACGGGGACGCCUGGAACUUUGCCUCCAGCUACGGGGACGCCUGGAACUUUGCCUCCAGCUACGGGGACGCCUGGAACUUUGCCUCCAGCUACGGGGACGCCUGGAACUUUGCCUCCAGCUACGGGGACGCCUGAAACGCUGCCUCCAGCUACGGGGACGCCUGGAACGCUGCCUCCAGCUACGGGGACGCCUGGAACGCUGCCUCCAGCUACGGGGACGCCUGGAAAUGCUGCCUCCAGCUACUGGGACGCCUGGAACGCUGCCUCCAGCUACUGGGACGCCUGGAACGGUGCCUCCAGCUACUGGGACGCCUGGAACGCUGCCUCCAUCUACUGGGACGCCUGGAACGCUGCCUCCAGCUACUGGGACGCCUGGAACGCUGCCUCCAGCUACUGGGACGCCUGGAACGCUGCCUCCAGCUACUGGGACGCCUGGAACGCUGCCUCCAGCUACUGGGACGCCUGGAACGCUGCCUCCAGCUACUGGGACGCCUGGAACGCUGCCUCCAGCUACUGGGACGCCUGGAACGCUGCCUCCAGCUACUGGGACGCCUGGAACGCUGCCUCCAGCUACUGGGACGCCUGGAACGCUGCCUCCAGCUACUGGGACGCCUGGAACGCUGCCUCCAGCUACUGGGACGCCUGGAACGCUGCCUCCAGCUACUGGGACGCCUGGAACGCUGCCUCCAGCUACUGGGACGCCUGGAACGCUGCCUCCAGCUACUGGGACGCCUGGAACGCUGCCUCCAGCUACUGGGACGCCUGGAACGCUGCCUCCAGCUACUGGGACGCCUGGAACGCUGCCUCCAGCUACUGGGACGCCUGGAACGCUGCCUCCAGCUACUGGGACGCCUGGAACGCUGCCUCCAGCUACUGGGACGCCUGGAACGCUGCCUCCAGCUACUGGGACGCCUGGAACGCUGCCUCCAGCUACUGGGACGCCUGGAACGCUGCCUCCAGCUACUGGGACGCCUGGAACGCUGCCUCCAGCUACUGGGACGCCUGGAACGCUGCCUCCAGCUACUGGGACGCCUGGAACGCUGCCUCCAGCUACUGGGACGCCUGGAACGCUGCCUCCAGCUACUGGGACGCCUGGAACGCUGCCUCCAGCUACUGGGACGCCUGGAACGCUGCCUCCAGCUACUGGGACGCCUGGAACGCUGCCUCCAGCUACUGGGACGCCUGGAACGCUGCCUCCAGCUACUGGGACGCCUGGAACGCUGCCUCCAGCUACUGGGACGCCUGGAACGCUGCCUCCAGCUACUGGGACGCCUGGAACGCUGCCUCCAGCUACUGGGACGCCUGGAACGCUGCCUCCAGCUACUGGGACGCCUGGAACGCUGCCUCCAGCUACUGGGACGCCUGGAACGCUGCCUCCAGCUACUGGGACGCCUGGAACGCUGCCUCCAGCUACUGGGACGCCUGGAACGCUGCCUCCAGCUACUGGGACGCCUGGAACGCUGCCUCCAGCUACUGGGACGCCUGGAACGCUGCCUCCAGCUACUGGGACGCCUGGAACGCUGCCUCCAGCUACUGGGACGCCUGGAACGCUGCCUCCAGCUACUGGGACGCCUGGAACCCAGCGCCUGCUACAAAAAAUGCUUGA